AUGAAGAGCAUUCUCCUUUUCCUCAUUUUGCUGGGAGUAGUAUCUGGAAGAAAAACCCAAUUGCUUAAGGGCUUACCUGCAACAAGCACUGUUGAAGAAAACACUGCAGCUGGUGUUUCAGUCUGUGACUUCAAUGUAACUGUUUCUCCACUGUCUUCUGAAGGUGUUGCAAUUCUUCCUACCAUAGUAAAUUCAAAUCCACUUACAGAGGCUUUUGAUAUUGAAUCAAAAGGAGGCCUUGAAUUCAGGGUUGUUACCACUGGAAACCCUGUCCUGGAUUAUGAAACAAUGCCAAAGAGCUUUGAUUUACAGAUUUUCGUUGAAGAUACAACUGGAAGAACUGAUCUUAACAUAUUGACUAUUCGAGUAACAGAUAAAAAUGAACAUCCUGUAUUUAGAGGAAAUAUGGCAAUUCAAACUCUAAUGAUCUAUGUGUUGGAAGGAACACGUCCAGAACGCAUUUACCAAGUUGAUGCAGCUGAUCCUGAAAAUGACAAACUCAAAUAUUCACUGCUCCCUACAACAGUGCCAUUCUUGAUCACGGAAAGUGGAGCCAUUUUCUCCAUGAAAGAAUUUGAUUAUGAGAAAGAUCCACAUUGUUACUUUUUAAAUGUAACAGUGACAGACCUGGAUGGACUCAACUCAACUAAAACAGUAAAUGUAAAUAUAAUUAACACCAACGAUGAAAGGCCUUACUUUACCACAAAACAAACAAUCUAUAGAAUUCCAGAGGAACAAAGCCCAGGUGCCAUUGUUGCCAAUAUAACAGCUAAAGAUCCAGAUGAUGAAGACUCUCCCAGCAGACUUUUCUACAGCAUCCAAUCUUCUGACAGAUACUUCUCCAUAAAUCCAUCGACUGGAGUGCUGCAGGUGACCGGGAGAAUCGACCGCGACGCCCUUCCACUGCGGCUCCAUCCCAACAUCUCACUGAGAGUCCGGGUGGAGGACAGUCCCAGCAAUGGUCACGCCAGUGAAAUGGAGAUCACAAUCGUUAUUUCUGAUAUCAAUGACAACCCACCAGAAUGCAGUCCUUCUGCCUUCAGGAAAGAAGUAAAUGAAAACACGGCUCCUGGGACAUUUCUCAUUGAUCUUAGAAAUUACUGUAAAGAUAUUGAUGUUGAUCCGUCAAACAAUCAAUUUAAUUUCACUGGAUUAUCUGGCUUUGGAAGCAAUAACUUCACUCUGGAUUCCACUGUGUCUGGAAGACUUGUGAUGACUGGAACUAUUGAUUUAGAGAACCCUGCUAAUCCAGGAAUUGAAGUUUAUACUUUGACUGUUAGGGUGCAAGAUAUUGACCAUCCCAACUACUCAAAUAUCAUCUACAUUUACAUCAGGAUAAAACCAGUGAAUGAAUUUUUCCCAGUCUUCAGUACUUCAUCUUAUGUAUUUAAUGUUUCAGAAAUUACUAAAGCUGGAUCCAGCAUUGGAAGAGUGCAUGCCAUAGACAAGGACUGGCCACCCACUAUCAUCACUUAUUCCAUUGUAGCAGGAGGAGGCACCAGAGAUUACACAAAUGUCUUCUGGAUCAGCUCAACCAAAGGAGAUGUGAGGAUUUUAGCUAGAUUAGACUAUGAAACGACUCAGAAACACAUUUUCACAGUACAGGCCUCAGACCAAGAGAAGUUUACAACAGCAUCAGUAACUGUGAAUGUUUUGGAAGUAAACGAUGAAGAACCAGUUUGUUCACCUAAUUUCUAUUCAUUUCAAAUCCCAGUCAGCUUAGCUGUUGGGACAAAUAUUAAUGGCUUCAGGAUUGAAUGUCAAGAUCGUGAUUCUGAUCCCAGGUCUUUCCGUUACUUCAUUAAUGAAGGCAAUGAGAACAAUCAUUUCACUUUUUCACCAAGAGCCGGCUCCAAUACAUCUCGGCUGAUUCUUGCAUCACGGUUUGACUAUGAGAGCGGGUUUGACACAAGCUGGAUUUACAAUCUGCGUGUCUACAUAACAGAUGACAAUUUACUGUCUGUCAGGGACAAAACUACACAUUUAAUUGGAACUGGAACGGUGACUUUAAGUAUCAGAGUUAUCCCAAACCCAACUACUGCCAUUACCACGACGCCCGGCUUCACUGUCGUGACAAGAAGGGAGAACCUUUACUCUGCAUCGGCGUGGUACGUGCCGUUCGUCGUCACCCUUGGCAGUUUGCUGCUCCUCGGAAUGCUGGGGUUCCUGGGAUUCCUGCUGGUGACCUGGGCCCGCACCUGCUGCCCUCCAGCAGCGAGAGCACACCGCACACCUCUGAUAAAUGCUCCAGAAAAGAAGAAACGUAAGAAAGAUGUGGUUGUGACGAUGACAAAGCUAAACACUGUUUUUGAUGGAGAAGCCAGAGACCCAGUUACUGGCAGAAUGUAUGAAUUCAAUACACGGUCGGGGGCCCGGAGGUGGAAGAAGAGCAAUGAGCCCCUUCGGCCAACGCUGGCUGGUCAGGUAACACCCAGUGCCACAGACAAUAGUGGCCAAGGGACAGACAGAGCAGAGGCAGCAAGCAAAAAAGAACCUUCAGAGAAGAGGAAAGAGCUGACUGCAGCAACAAAACCAGCUACCAAACCCUCAGCGGACCAGGAUGGGCUGAGAUUACAAAAGCAGAAAGAGGAGUCUGAGGGCAGGGGCUUAUCCUCAGUGGCCCCUCAAGGCAGGAACUGA
This is a messenger RNA of Myiozetetes cayanensis, 2640 nucleotides long. It is a transcript of the gene CDHR3, whose product is annotated as cadherin related family member 3. NCBI's taxonomy places the organism in Eukaryota, Metazoa, Chordata, Aves, Passeriformes, Tyrannidae. Gene Ontology annotation, molecular function: calcium ion binding. The transcript is spliced from 19 exons. The record is from RefSeq and is a predicted model, not a curated record. Bases 1 to 2640 code for a protein of 879 amino acids. Gene Ontology annotation, cellular component: plasma membrane; cell-cell junction. Gene Ontology annotation, biological process: homophilic cell-cell adhesion.